ACAGGACAAAAAAACCAUUCUCCAUGGCUCCAUGCUUGGUUUCCCCAACCCCAACAAUGCAAUCUACGUGAGGCAAUCUAGCAAUUCCCGAGACCCAGACUUCUACUAGUUCAUUGCUGAAUCUCAUUGGACGCCCCCGAUUCGCCCAGCGGCAUCGGAGAACAAGUCGCAUGGAAGCCCAUCCGACCGGCGCCGCCAUCCCUUCCCCCAUGGCGGCACCACAGCCGCCACCCUCUUCCACCACCACCCCGCCCCCAACCGCUACACCACAGGAGCCAGCCGCCACCGCCGUCACCGCUGUGCGCUCUCCCCAACCCGUGCGUUUCGCAUUCCUCGUCGUCGCCGCGCUCAUGUCCGCGUCGUGGUUCGUCGAGCCGUUCAGCGCGGCGGCGGCGGCCGACCUCCGCGUGCCGUGGCCCGCUGUCGUGGCCACUCUCGUCUGCUUCACCGCGUUAUUCUGCGCAUCAGUUCUCCUCUUCGGGUCCUUCUUCAUGUUGCGGCCACCGCUCGCCGCCGCCGUCAUGGACGCACAGUGGAAGGGGGUCAGGGCCUUCGCCGCCGUCUUCGCCGCGGUGGCGAUUGGAGUUGCCGCCUGCCUUGUUGGCGCCAGUGGAUCCGCGUAUGGUUCUGGCGGCGGCUACACAUAUAGUGCCUAAAGCAACUAUUCUGUCGUGGCAUUGAUUGAUUCAGAGAAUGGGAGCUCAUGUUACACGGUUACACACUGUAUUUACUGUUUAGCAAAGUAAGAAAGUUCUGCUAAGAGACACAUUUGACACUUUAAUGAUCUACAACAUCAUAUACGUCAUAAGGUAUCCAUCGCCUUUGGUCCAGCAGAGUAUGUUUUUGUAAACAAAUGGCAACCAGAGCUUAGCAUAAUUGACUAGCCUCUACAGAAUUAUGCAUUCAUUGAGGGUGUUGACCAUUCUGUCUGUAUAGCAUCAACUUGUGGUACUCUCAGUUGGAUUUAGACAGCAUUCUAUGGAUUAGGAAUUCAGGAUGACGAGAUGGGGAGGGGAAAGAUGUGGCAGAAGGAAUAUGGAGUAUCGAGAUUACCACUUUGUGUUAUGAAUUAUGAUACUCUGGUGUUUUUCUCAUUGCAUUUAAUAAGUUUUAAUGGCUCACACAAUUUAGCUAUAUAAAGCUCUGUAUACUUUGUUUUUGCAGAAUAGUAUUACUGCAUUUGUCACUUGUAUCAUCAAAAUUGAAAACAAUGCUUUUCCCCCUAUAUUUGGUAUGCAACACAGUGUUCUGAUUAUUUU
Molecule: messenger RNA, 1259 nt
Organism: Zea mays
Lineage: Eukaryota; Viridiplantae; Streptophyta; Magnoliopsida; Poales; Poaceae
Exons: 2
Coding region: 171-656 (161 amino acids)
Source: RefSeq, marked predicted